Salvia miltiorrhiza (redroot sage) is the source of this 942-nucleotide messenger RNA. RefSeq names its product early nodulin-like protein 8. The transcript is spliced from 2 exons. Gene Ontology annotation, cellular component: plasma membrane. Lineage: Eukaryota; Viridiplantae; Streptophyta; Magnoliopsida; Lamiales; Lamiaceae. The record is from RefSeq and is a predicted model, not a curated record. Bases 144 to 710 code for a protein of 188 amino acids. Gene Ontology annotation, molecular function: electron transfer activity.
UACGGGUUUAAUGCAACUUGUGGUGAAACUCUAACCAUAUAUAUAGAUACAUAUCCUACAUAGAUACAUAUAGAUCCCUCAAGCCACUUAGAUCUAUAUCUCCUCAAAAUUCAAGAUUAAGAAACCCAAAAAAAAAACUCAAAAUGGGCUCUCCAAAAUCAAAUCUAUUUUGCACCCUCAUUGUGUUCCUCUCAAUCCAAACCAAACAAGUGCUGUGCAGCAGCUACCAAGUUGGAGGCUUAGAUGCUUGGGGCAUUCCCACCUCCUCCAACCCAAAAGUUUACACCAACUGGGCUACCAAGUUCCAUGGCCUCAACAUUGGAGAUUCUCUCUUUUUCUUGUACCCUCCCAGCCAAGAUUCCGUGAUCCAAGUGAGAAAGGAAUCUUACGACAGCUGCAACCUCACAGAUCCGAUCUCGUACAUGAACAAUGGCAACUCCCUUUUCAAUAUUACCCAAGCCGGCAAUUUCUACUUCACCAGCGCCGCCGAUGGCCACUGCGCCAAAUCUCAGAAGCUUCACAUUUUUGUCUCUGGGAAUGGAUCUUUCGUCGACGAAGACGAGCCGGCUUCCGCACCGGCCGCCUCCGCCCCCUCCUAUCCCACGGUUUUCGGCGCCAUUCCGGUCCAGGCCGCUUCGGCCUCGCCGUUGCUUCAGAUUCCGGUUUUCAUGGCUGCCAUUUUGUUGCCGGGGCUUGUGCUUGUGAUAUAGAAGCCAUAUAACUUUUGAUAUUAUCCUUCUUGUUUUGUUGAUAAUUCAUUUUUUUUGGCAAUGUGAUUUCGAAAAUGGUUUUUAAGGGUUGAGAAAUGUGUCGGCACCACAUUUUUUGUGCAUGUGUGAUUCUAUAUUGGUUAAAUUUUUGGUGUAUUCCUUCAAAAAAAAAAAAAAUGGUGUAUGUGUAAUUCUAUAUUCCUUAAACGAAAUGGAUAAUUUUUUUAUAUUA